Molecule: messenger RNA, 2365 nt
Organism: Pectinophora gossypiella (pink bollworm)
Lineage: Eukaryota; Metazoa; Arthropoda; Insecta; Lepidoptera; Gelechiidae
Gene: vnd
Product: homeobox protein Nkx-2.2
Exons: 3
Coding region: 223-1164 (313 amino acids)
Biological process (GO): regulation of transcription by RNA polymerase II; cell differentiation
Cellular component (GO): nucleus
Molecular function (GO): RNA polymerase II cis-regulatory region sequence-specific DNA binding; DNA-binding transcription factor activity, RNA polymerase II-specific
Source: RefSeq, a predicted model, not a curated record
CUCCGUGGACACUGCUUCCAUAACAUAUUAUCUGGCAAAUAAUUAAUCCGGCACUCGGUUUGAGUAGCUAAAUCUUAUCGAUGGAGAUUUGAUUUGCGGUAAUAAACGAUUAAAUUGACAGUAAACUUAUCAAUGCAAAAGUGAUUGCUAGAGACAUCUUUUUAUUCUAUAGGAUUAGUCAUCGGUUAAGUGUAUGGUGAAGAGUGACUGAGGUGGUUAGUGAUGAUAAUGAUGGGUGAAAGCGAUAUGGGCUACGGAGAAUACUACGGAUACGACGCGUGGUCGACCGUGCCCCCGGACUACGUCGUGGACCCCAAUUACCAGGUCCGGCAGCCGCAGUAUGAGGAGGAGUACCGCUACAACUCUUAUGCCCUGCUAGAUAGUAUGAAGAUGCCAGGUCAGCGAGGCGGCUUCCAGAUAUCGGAUAUCCUGGGGCUGAACGAGGGGAAAGGCCUGGAGACGGCCGCGGCUCCAACGUUGGACCUGCCCCCCUAUCCCCACCACUCGUAUCCCCACGACUUGCUGCGUCAUCAGCCCUGGCUUGACCAUCAUGACGCUAGUGCAGGUGUGUUGGGCCAACAAGCAAGUCCGGACAGCACGUCCCGAGCGUCUGAACUGUCGUACGUGGGCGCUUCAGCUUCCUCCCCACCAGUCACCGACCACCGCACUGAGCACGACCACGACCCAGACCACGACCACGACAUCGACCACGAUGACGACAACGACGACCACCCGCCGUCCAAUAACUCCGACCCCAGUAUGGCGCACAAGAAGCGCAAGCGACGAGUACUCUUCUCAAAAGCGCAGACUUACGAGCUUGAAAGGCGGUUCCGUCAGCAAAGGUACCUGUCAGCUCCAGAGAGAGAGCACCUAGCGAGUCUGAUCAGGUUGACACCCACCCAGGUCAAGAUCUGGUUCCAGAACCACAGGUAUAAGACGAAGCGCGCUGUGCAAGAGAAAGGUGCACAUCACGAGAUGGGCGUCGGAGGCUUGAACUCUCCGAGACGCGUCGCGGUACCGGUUCUGGUUAAGGAUGGCCGGCCGUGUCUAGGGAAGCCUGAUGGGCUGCCUCCUCUGGGCAUGACGUUGCCGCCCUACCAGCACAUGCACCAUCAACCACCAGUGUCGGGCCACGCGCCGCAACCCAGCGGCUGUUGGUGGUGAACCGUUCCAACCAACUCAUAGUCUACAUCAUACCAUGGUAGCGUCAAACAAGGGUACCAACAUCCACAUGUUAAUUGACAUUCAAAUGAGGCAGUGCACCUGCUUAAUUUAAUAGUUGUUACGUGUGAGGAGGUGAGUGUACCUGUGAUGGAGGAUACCUUGUCAUAUUUACCAUGAAUUAUACUAGUCGAUUUGUCGCAGUUUUAUAUUGCAAUCCUAUAAAAAUUCUGCAAAUAAAUUGCGACGUUAUAAAGGAAACAUUCCUUUGUUAAUUAUGGAAUUGGUAAAAUCAAAUGUAACUCGAAUAAUAAAUUAUGAUCGUAGGUAGGUGUCAGUACUGGGGUCUAAAAAGGCGACAAUGAAUCGAUUCAUCUAAAAAAGCAAUAUUGCAAUUUGACAUUUGCGCAGAUUAAAAGUAAGUGCGCAAUGUCAAAAAAAGUUAAAUAGCAAUAUUGCUUUUCUUAUAACAAGUGCUUGAAUGUGACCUUUUCAACCCCCCUGGAAGUUUAAGGUAUCUGAAGUUCCUACUAUUUUGUAUUAUAUUCGCGAGUAAUAUAUAAAUUAUAGCGACGGAUUUUAAAGUCGAAUAAAAAGUUAGUUGAAACAUAAAUAUGUCUCUUAUAGGCAUUGAUUAGCAGUAGAAUUGACGCAUUCCAUAAUAUUUCGAGUUUGUAUAUUUGUGUAAAAAGUCUUCGGCGAGUAUUAGUUACUUAAUUAAUAUUAUGAGAAAUGACCAGAUUUUAUCAAAUGCAAUAUUUAGAUGUAAGGCCCAGUAUUAUCAUAGUCGAAUAUAAACUAGUGGAUAAUAUUAUUUAUGUAUAUUCCAAAUAGAAUUUUAUAUAAUAUUUACGUUAGAUUAGUUAAAUACAAGUGAUUACCAUCGGUGUAUAUUAUGUAAAUAAUGCGAUCUGUGUGGCUGAGUUACCGAUUUUAAAGGAAACAGACAAACUUUUGAAUUUCUAGAAUAUUUACUUACUUCACUAAAUAUGUGUUUGCCAUACUAUACACAUUCCUAUACACAGUGUUUUAUAUAGAAUAUUUUACCAUAAGCUUAUCUUACAAUAAUAUGUUCCAAUUUUAGCAUUCCUACAAACAAUUUCACACAAAAUGAAAUACUUACUUACAAUAAGCUACAUUCUAUUGUAAUAUUGUAAAAAAAGUGUUAAAAAUAAAUUAUUAUCAGAAAAUUAAAUGAACUGAA